UAAAAAAUACCAAAACCAAACUCACAAUUUGUCCAAACAAGUUUUCUAUUUUUCAUUUGUUUUCUUUUUAAGCUUUAAAACAUAUAUUAAUAAAUGAAUUUGUAUCGGCGCGUACACAACACUUUUUUGACUGGAGAACAUCCCUGUCGUACAUUCUUAAAAGUAUUCUUGGAGUCUUGAGUGUAUGUAAUGAUGGGGGUCCAAGAAGAAGCCACCAAUGCCACCCUUUAAAUACACGUUAUUACUUUCACUUAAGCCUUGUCUCCGCCUGGAUAUCAAAAUCACUUACUUUCUUACACAAAACCCUAAACCCUCCAAAAAAAGAAAAACAAAUACACCUGACGCUCAUACAAAAAGAAAAAAACAACACUUCAGCUUCUUUCAUCGAGUCAUCAUUUAUCCUUAGCCAAAACGGGUCUUCCUGUGUGGAUGCUUGGGUUCGGUGCGGAUCGGUUACGAGCCGAUAUGAACCGAUUACUUGCACUUCUCUUCCACCAGGGAGUGCUUGAUGAGCAAUUCUUGCAGCUACAGCAGCUUCAAGAUGAAAGUUCUCCAAAUUUUGUAUCAGAAGUUGUUAACAUCUACUUCCAUGAGUCAGAGAAGCUGUUGAGAAAUCUUAGAGGAUUACUGAUGGAUAGAGAGUGCUCGGACUACAAGAAAAUGGGAAUCCAUCUGAAUCAAUUUAUGGGAAGUAGUUCAAGUAUUGGUGCCAAAAGAGUCAGAAAUGUAUGUGUAGCUUUUCGCGCCGCUUCUGAGCAGAAUAACCGUGCAGGGUGCUUGAGAGGUUUGGAGCUACUAGAGCAUGAGUACUGCUACCUCAAAAACAAGUUGCACGAGCUGUUUCAACUAGAGCAGCAAAGAGUACUGGCAGCUGGAGUUAGAUACCCAAUGCAGAAUUGAAGGAAACAGCUAUGGCCCAUGAUCAAUUUUCGAGUACAAUCUUCAUCUGGGUUUUUGCUAAAAACCAAGCUAACAUACCACGGCUACUCUACUGCAAUUAGUCUCCUAUUUGCGGAGCAAGAAUGAAAAAAGAAAAAAAAGUUGCUGUAGUCCAGUCGUUAACAAUUUAUUUUUCCUUUUCUCUUUUCCUUUCUUUCGUUUUCUUUUGUUGAGAUUUAUCUGGUUGUAAGUUUGAAUCUAAAAUGAAUGAAUUGUAAGUGAGAUCUACAGUUUCUUA
Ricinus communis (castor bean) is the source of this 1177-nucleotide messenger RNA. Its product is annotated as pseudo histidine-containing phosphotransfer protein 6. Bases 430 to 900 code for a protein of 156 amino acids. Gene Ontology annotation, molecular function: histidine phosphotransfer kinase activity; protein histidine kinase binding. Lineage: Eukaryota; Viridiplantae; Streptophyta; Magnoliopsida; Malpighiales; Euphorbiaceae. The transcript has 5 exons. The record is from RefSeq and is a predicted model, not a curated record. Gene Ontology annotation, biological process: cytokinin-activated signaling pathway; phosphorylation; phosphorelay signal transduction system. Gene Ontology annotation, cellular component: nucleus; cytoplasm.